Molecule: messenger RNA, 3654 nt
Organism: Pocillopora verrucosa
Lineage: Eukaryota; Metazoa; Cnidaria; Anthozoa; Scleractinia; Pocilloporidae
Product: exostosin-2
Cellular component (GO): membrane
Molecular function (GO): glycosyltransferase activity
Source: RefSeq, a predicted model, not a curated record
UUUUCGGUUAUCGCAGCUAAAGCGUGAAAAGGGGAAGUGAUGUUGGUUUCUUAAAGACUUGACUGGAAUAGGUAAUUCGUGAAGUGCACGAAGAGAAAAGUUGAUUACAUAUAUAACAGUUUAUCAUGGAGUCCUUGGAAACACGAGGGCAACCGCCACGUAGGCAUGAUCCGGUGUUUUGAAAAUUUCGAUGCUCAAAGGCCAUUGAAUUUACUUUGGUUCCUGUGAACUACUCUACCCCUUAAUUUCAACAUGAGAGUGCAUACAAGAAGCGUUCUUCUGGUCGGCAUUCUCUGUUCCGUACUGUUUAUCUUCUCUUUGGAACUGUGGCCGCCUCUUUUCAGUGACGACGAAACUGAAGUGAUUUCUAAUUCCCCUUUGGUCGACAGUGAUGUUUCAGAAAUUCGUUUGAAGAUUGUAUCGCCGGUUCCCGAUGAACGAGAUUCAAAGUGUUUAAUGCACAACUGUUUUGACAUUUUUCGAUGUAAAGUCAACGAAAACAAACUGAUAUCCGUCUACGUAUAUCCAGACACUCGCUUCUUGGACGAGGAAGGAAAAACAAUAAACAAACCAAUGUCGCAAGAAUUCUAUGAACUGCUGACAACUAUUGUGGAGAGUAAAUACUAUACUCCUGAUAUCGGAAAGGCUUGCAUUAUAGUUCCUUCAAUUGAUACUUUAAAUCAGAAAGGCCUCGAUCUUAGAUGGACGGCCAGAAGUCUUGCAGAGUUACCCAGUUGGAGUGAUGGUGGAAAAAAUCAUUUGUUAUUUAACAUGCUGCCUGGUGGUGCACCUGAGUACAAUUCAACGCUAGAUGUUGCAACUGAUAAAGCUAUCUUGGCCGGAGGGGGUUUUGCAACUUGGAGUUACAGGACAGGAUAUGAUGUUAGCAUUCCUGUGUUUAAUCCGCUUACAAAUAAAAAGGUUGUCCUGCCACAGAAAAGGUCAAGUGAUUGGUUGUUUUUGUCAUCCCAAGCAAAUAUGAACCAUCUCUUCAGAAGGCAGCUGGAAGAGAUUGAGAGAGAUAAUUCAGGCUUCUUGAUCCUAAAACGUUGCCCUGAUGAUCCUAACAAUGUGUACAAGAGAUGCAAAGGCUCAGAGACUUAUCAGUAUCCAGAAAUUUUGCAACAUGCUACCUUCUGUCUGGUUAUUCGAGGGGUCAGAUUGGGUCAAACAACUCUGCUUGAUGCUUUGAUGAUGGGCUGCAUUCCAGUGGUCAUAAGUGAUGACUACAUUUUACCUUUCUUUAGUGUGUUAGAUUGGAAAAGGGGAGCAGUUCAUGUGGUGGAGAAAGAGAUCAAUCGCAUCCCUGCCAUUUUAAGAGAGAUAUCAUCAAGUCAAAUUAAAGACAUGAGAAGACAGGGGAAAUGGUUUUGGGAGAGGUAUUUUAGCUCCAUGGGCAAGAUUGCUCUUACAACUAUGAAAAUUCUGAAUGACAGAGUGUUCCGCUACACGGCUUGGCAGUAUGAGGACUGGAAUGUCCCUUUUGAGACUUCCUCAGGGAAGGAAACGGCAACCUUUCUUCUUCCACUGUUUUUCCCGCUACGCCCGUACACAAAUCAAGGAUUUACCGCAGUGGUGCUGUGUUAUGACAGAGUAGAUACCAUGUUUAAAGUUAUCACAAGAAUCGCUGACACCCCCAGUUUGACAAAGAUUGUAGUUGUUUGGAACAAUAUCAAAAAGGCUCCUCCCUCUGCUGCCAAGUGGCCUCAAUUAUCAAAACCAGUAAAAGUCGUCAAGACGAAAGAAAACAAACUUAGCAACAGGUUUUUCCCAUACAAAGAGGUUGAAACAGAAGCGAUUCUUGCCAUCGAUGACGACAUUCUAAUGCUGACGCCGGAUGAACUGGAAUUUGGUUUUCAGACUUGGAGAGAGUUUCCUGACCGUCUUGUGGGAUUCCCUGGUCGUGUUCACACCACUCAAAACGGCACAAAUCGGUUCAAGUAUGAAUCAGAAUGGACAAACACUGUAUCCAUGGUACUCACUGGCUGUGCUUUUCAUCAUAAGUACUUUAGCCAUCUAUUCACCUACAUGAUGCCUGUCUAUAUACGAGACUGGGUUGACCAACACAUGAAUUGUGAAGACAUUGCCAUGAACUUCAUGGUCUCCAACUACACUGGCAAGGCACCGAUUAAGGUAACCCGUAGAAAGCGUUUCCGCUGUCCGGAAUGUGUGACUGAAUCAUUGUGGGCCGAUCCGAGCCAUUUCGUGGAGCGAUCAGAAUGUUUGAACGAGUUUGUCCGAGCUUAUGGUCAAAUGCCGCUUCAGACGGUCGAGUUCAGAGCUGACCCGCUGCUGUUUGGCGAGGAACUUCCCACUAAAUUAAAACUAUUUAACGAUGUUGGAAGCAUUUAGGAGGAUUGAAGUUAAAAAAUAUGAAUGUAUUUUGGUAAUCAAGAGUAAGCAGGUAAUGCCGGUAAUGCCAUAUUCUUUUGUCGAUCCAGGGACUAUGGUAAAUUAUUGUAAGAUAAAGUCUAAACUUUAAUAGAACAUGGAAAGAGAGAGAAGAUAGGAGAGAAGUUAGUAUAAAAAUGGAAGGAAAAGGCGGGCUAGUCCGUGUGCACUUCCUUGUAAUCGUCUUCUUCUUCUUUAAGCCCUUGGCUCCUUGGUGGAACUUUGAUGAUUUCUGUCAAUCGUGUGUGACCAUCGAUAUCAUCAGAUCAACAGAAUUCAGGCUGUAUCUUAGAUUUUUCACUUUCAUUUGAAUUUUAUUUCAGUUUCUCAUUAGUAUUGAUAGAGAGCACCAAUAUGAUUAUGAUAAAUCUAGGACCUACAUGAUGCAUUUGCCUUUUUUUUUCCUUUUUGGUUCGCUGAGAAAUUUUGUUUAUUGAAAGGAAAUCUUUCAAUAAUAGUUUGCUUUGGAUGACAAACACCAAAGAGGUUUGAUACCGGAUGAAAUCGAGAAUGAACGAGGUUGGUUAAGAAGGCAGAAGAUUGAUAUCAUAUGGAUUGCAAAUGACAAACGUUAAAACUGCUGGCAAAAUUUAUAAAGAAUUUGAAGCUGUGACGUAGUUCCUUUAAUGUGUUUUUCCUAAAACAAGUGAAGUGCGAGAAACAGAUCCUCACGGGUGAACUGUAUUUUGAUAAAUGACAUUUUGGAAAGGUGGAGAAAAAAAGCUUGAAAUACUUCAGGCUUCUGAGGGAUUUGAACCCUCGCCUCGUAAGUGCCCAUUGGUUGAGGAACCCAACUGGGCUACAUAGCCACAUGUUGAGAGCGCGAAAAAAUAUUUCGGGUUCUCUAAAACAAGUGACUUUAUCAUCCUUUUUCUUGUACAGGUGUUUUUACAGUUUCUUUUUUUUUAAAUAGUCUCAGGAAAAACACCUCUAUGUGUCACUUCGCAUCACGUUAGGUUGUGUUAACUCAUAUCGUAAAAAUUCUACCUUGAAACAAUGGAUUUAAAGAGGCUUACAUGGAGUUUGUUUCUGUAAUUGAAAAAAAAAAGUUGUUUUUUUUGGUUUUUUAGGUUUCAAAUUUUCUCUCCAUCAUAUAUAUUUGGCUAAGAGUUAUACCACAUAUUUUAAACCUCGUCGAUGAUAUUUAUUGCAUGUUACAUAAUGUAUCUCCACUUUUUAUUCCGGAUUAUAAGAUUAUUCUCGAAUUUUUGUGGUGCUUUUAAUGUUAAAUUUGUGCCCCUACCAAAUAAAAGCGAUGGAAUU